AUCUCCAAUGACAAACAGCAAUGGGCGGACCCUCCUCCGACAAAAGCACGGGGGUGUUUUCAUGCGGGUUUGUGGAACGGUCCUUGGCGAUGAAUGCGUGAUUGAGGUCCCGCACCUUAUGAUCGUCCCUCUUAAUGGGGUCGGAACGCACUGUAUUGAGGAGAAGCGAGAAUAGCUUUCAGGCUGUAGCGGGGAGGAGCAGAGCAUCCUGCUGAGAGGAGUGCAUCUGUUGUGUGGCUCCUCUGCAUCCUUCUCCAGCUACACUCUGAAUGUCAAGCCCCACCGAGCAGAACAGGCUCCAGGUCGUCAUGGAGACAGGAGCACCCUCUUGCUGGAACAGAGGCAGGGUGAUGUGCCAUCAGCCACUGGGGGGCAUCUGUCCUCUCUACAGCUUGUUCGUCCUCUGAAGCUUAUGGGAUAGACAAGGGUGUGUGUGUGCCCUUUCCCAACACUGCAGCACCACAGGAGUUAUUUGUGCCAAAGCUGCGUUGUGUUGAAGGAACAGAGAUGGGCAGCCCAGGCUGUGAGGUGAGUCUAGCUGGGCCAGUGGAGCCAGCACUGGACACCCUAUGUCCUGAGUGUGGCCAGAUCCACCGCAGCUGGGAAAACCACCUUUACAACUACCGUCUGGAAGUGGAUGACGACUUGGUGUGCCACAUCUGCUUGCAGCCACUGGUGCAGCCACUCGACACGCCAUGUGGACACACCUUCUGCGCACAUUGCCUGCGUAGUUUCCUCCAGGACAGGGACUUCUGCCCGCUGGACAGGACACGGCUGCAGCUGCAAGCGUGCCGCAGAUCCAGCAUACUGGUUCACAAGCUGCUGGACAAGCUGUCUGUGUCCUGCCCUUUGACCCCUGUCUGCUCCCUCAGCAUGCCACGGUGUGACCUGGAGGCACACCUGAAACAUAGGUGUCCCGGGACGCGGUGUGAGCAGACGAGCGUGGAUGGUCCGAGAUGCGAGACUGGGGCCAAGCGAGCGAUGGUGACCAGCCCUACCAGGUCACCCCACUCCUCACAGACAGACCUGCAGGACCAUACUCCCUCUUCACCCUCUGGACCUAAUAAUGCCAGCAGCAAUGGGCCUGUGUGGACAGAUGAUGCUGGUCUUGACAACCCUGCCUUUGAAGAGAGCACAGAGGAAGACAGUGUGGUAGGGUUGGAGUGCGUGGUCCCCAGGGUGAAGCGGCCCCUGAGUAAUCCCUGCAUCCACCUCCUACGCUCUUUGAGCUCCACCUCCUCUGGCUGGGACUGCCCCGAGUCCCCACCUCUCUCUGCUGAAGAGGGUUGUGUGAAGUUGCCCUCCCUUCCUGAAGGAGAAAUUACUGCCAUAGAGGUUCAUCGAGCCAACCCAUAUGUUGAGCUAGGCAUCAGCAUUGUUGGGGGGAACGAGACACCGCUCAUCAACAUUGUGAUUCAGGAAGUGUACAGAGAUGGGGUCAUUGCACGAGAUGGGAGGCUGCUGGCUGGAGAUCAGAUACUACAGGUGAACAAUGUGGACAUCAGUAACGUCCCCCACAGUUUUGCCCGCUCUACAUUAGCACGCCCAUGCACCACCUUACAGCUGACAGUGCUGAGGGAGCGUCGUUGUGCCUCCAGGGCGCCUCCCUCCUCCUCCACCCCAGCUGUGCCCCAUGCCCCCUGCUCCACCCCUGAGGCCACCCCGUCCAGCCCAGCCACACUAAGAAUCACCCUACACAAGCGGGACUCAACAGAGCAGCUUGGCAUCAAACUGGUACGGCGAACAGAUGAGUCAGGAGUGUUUGUGUUGGAUCUGUUGGAAGGAGGCCUUGCAGCGAAGGAUGGCAGAUUGCGGAGUAACGACCGUGUACUGGCAGUCAACGACCAGGAUCUACGUCACGGCACCCCAGAGCAGGCUGCACAGAUCAUACAGGCUAGUGGAGAACGAGUCCACCUGCUGAUUGGCCAACCCAGCAAACCAGCUCACCCCCCUCCGCCAAAAUCAAGCUCCACCAGAGACCUCUACUGCCUUGAUCACUUCCUGCCUAACCACAGCUCUACCCCGAGUCCUGUGCCUAUACACCUGUCCCGCACCAGCACCCACAGAGACCUUUCCCAGUGUGUGACCUGUAAAGAGAAACACAUAACCGUGAAGAAGGAACCCCUUGAGUCUCUGGGCAUGACUGUUGCAGGAGGGAGGGGUAGUAAGAGUGGAGAGCUGCCAAUCUUUGUGACCAGCGUCCAACCACAUGGCUGCUUGUCGAGGGAUGGACGAAUCAAACGAGGUGAUGUCCUGCUGAGUAUCAACGGACAGGACCUGACUUACCUGAGCCACAGUGAAGCUGUGGGUACUCUGAAGGCCAGUGCUGCUUCGUCCUCAGUCCAGCUGCGGGUGCUGGAGGUCAGCAUGGUGGAAGAACAUGAGCAUGAUGAGCUGUUGCCUCACACUCACGACAGUGACUUUGAUGCCAACUGGUCCCCCUCAUGGGUGAUGUGGCUGGGUUUACCCAGCUGCCUGCAUAGCAGCCACGAGAUUGUACUGCGUAGGAGCCACCCUGGCAGCUGGGGCUUCAGCAUCGUCGGGGGAUAUGAGGAGAGCAAUGGCAACCAGGCAUUCUUUAUCAAGACUAUCGUCCUCGGCACACCUGCGUACUACGACGGCCGCCUCAAGUGCGGUGACAUGAUUGUGGCAGUCAACGGCCUUUCAACUGCAGGAAUGAGCCACUCGGCUCUGGUGCCUAUGCUGAAGGAGCAGCGGAGCCGGGUGGCGCUCACUGUGGUCUCCUGGCCUGGCAGCCUCGUAUAACUGGGCAAGAUCAUAAGCAGGCUGCCUCCCACACUGACUCACCCAGAAUGUUCAACCUUGCUUGAGCUGGUACAUGCUAGGGUGCAUCACUUCAUAUCGGGCUUAAACCAGGACCAAAAGCAUUCAGAACUACAGUACACCCAGCAGGACUGAGCAAAUGGGAACUGAUCCAGAUCAGACCAAGUCACUCAACUCUCUGCCCUCACACAUACACUCCUGUGUCCAUAUGGUCCUGUUGUCUUCACUUCCACUAAAAGAAUGGUACUGCAACUGCUGGCAGUCUGUGCUGUAUUCACCUCGCCAGGCAGUUGUAAAAUCCAGGGGCUGUAUUCAGGUGGAUGCAUCGUUGCAGUCAAGAGAAAAUGUUUUUUAAAAAGUAGCCUGUGAUCCUCCUGUCAUUUAGGAUAAUGACCUCUAAUCACUUCAAGAUGUUCUGCAAUACCAGCGCUGUAUCCAGCUGAAUAAGCCUCAGGCCUUAUUAGAUAACCUACUGCACCCUGGGGGCUCACAUAGCCUUCGGCUCCAUCACCAACCAGCUGUCCCAUCAGCUGGAGUUUUAUACAUGUGUUCUGUUUGUAUAAUAAAUAUUUCCUUCCAAGGA
Monopterus albus (swamp eel) is the source of this 3367-nucleotide messenger RNA. It is a transcript of the gene lnx2a, whose product is annotated as ligand of numb-protein X 2a. The transcript has 12 exons. Gene Ontology annotation, molecular function: protein binding; metal ion binding; ubiquitin-protein transferase activity. Bases 508 to 2766 code for a protein of 752 amino acids. Lineage: Eukaryota; Metazoa; Chordata; Actinopteri; Synbranchiformes; Synbranchidae. The record is from RefSeq and is a predicted model, not a curated record.